Messenger RNA from Chelonoidis abingdonii (Abingdon island giant tortoise), 1142 nucleotides. NCBI's taxonomy places the organism in Eukaryota, Metazoa, Chordata, Testudines, Testudinidae. The record is from RefSeq and is a predicted model, not a curated record.
GCUGAGGGGGGCACUGGUUGGAAGGGGGACUUGCAGCCUGGGGGGGGCCCUGACUGGAGUGGGCUGAGGCCCCACUACCCCAACCCCAUCCUCGCUUUAACCCUUCCCGAGGCCCCCGCCUCCCUCUGUGCCCCACGUGACCAGGUGGGGGUUCAGUGGGCACCUGCAUGGCCCUGUCACCAGGCGCCUGCCCAUGGGUGCCCAGGCCCGGCCCCCGCAGCGCCAGAAGUCCGGGGGGCUGCGGGAUUUGGCCAUCAUCAGCCUUGCAGACAUCGACCCACCAGCACCCCAGUUGCUUUAUAAUCAGUCACUGGGGGGGCUGGGCCCAUCCAUCUGUGACACUAGAGGGGUCACAGACACUGCCCAGAGCAUGGCAGGGAGAGGCGAGGGCGCGCACAAGGGCAGGAGCAGAGCAGCAGCAGAACCCAGGAGUCCUGACUCCAGUCCUGCCCCACGCACAGCUGAAUCCCACUUCCCCCCACAGGGCUCGAGCAGACGUGACAGGAGGCAAAGAUGGCCCCAUCUGGGUUGAAGGCGGUGGUGCGUGAGAAGAUCUUCAGCGUUGUCUUUCGCAGCGUGAAGAAGGAAAGAGAAUGGAAGGUGCUGAUCAUGGACCACCCCAGCACGCGCAUCCUCUCGUCGUGCUGCAAGAUGUCUGACAUCAUGGAUGAAGGCAUCAAGCGUGAGUGGCCCCUCCCUCCCAUCUGCUCCCCCUGCCAGGGCUCCCCUCUCCCUUGGACACACCUCACAGUCAGGGAGUUGAGUUGUCUACAUUCAUGUUUGCAUCUAGUUUCCUCCCUUUGCAGCCCCGUAGACGCCCUCCUUGCUAUUGGUACCUUCCCAGCCAGGUCUAGUUCCCUUAGCCCGGCGCUUUCAGCCUCUAGAACCUCUUCACUGCUUUCUUAGACUCCCGUUAACUCCUCGCUGCUUCUCCCCCAUGCUGCGGGCAGGGUCCUGGCUGGGGAGGGGGAAUGCCAGCUCCCUGCUCCAGGGUGGAGGAGCCUUGGCGUUGAGGGGCACAGAGCUGAGCCAAGACUCUAGCGGGCUGCCUCCAGCACAGUACAGAGGGAAGUUCCCUCCCUGCUCUGUACUGUGGCAGCAUCGCAUCCCAUGGCCCCACAUCAAAGCAGCUGCUGCAUUAU